Messenger RNA from Halteromyces radiatus, 1649 nucleotides. RefSeq names its product NMD3 family-domain-containing protein. The record is from RefSeq and is a predicted model, not a curated record. Gene Ontology annotation, cellular component: nucleus; cytoplasm. The transcript has 4 exons. Gene Ontology annotation, biological process: ribosomal large subunit export from nucleus. The coding region runs from base 104 to 1552 and encodes 482 amino acids. Gene Ontology annotation, molecular function: ribosomal large subunit binding. Lineage: Eukaryota; Fungi; Mucoromycota; Mucoromycetes; Mucorales; Cunninghamellaceae.
AAAAAAAAAAGAUUCGUAGAUCAUGGAAUAUCAUCCCGUAGUCACCGAACAACUCAUUUAGUGUCCAGGAUGUGGUGCACCUACCCCACCCAAUCAAGCCAAUAUGUGUGUGAAUUGUAUUCGAAAUGAAGUGGACAUUACUGAAGGUAUUCCUAAGCAAGCAACCAUCCAUUUUUGUAAAAACUGUGAACGUUACCUCCAACCUCCUGGAAUCUGGGUUACUGCGGCAUUGGAGUCUCGAGAAUUGCUUACGUUAUGUUUGAAGAAAUUGAAAGGAUUAAAUAAAGUACGACUUGUGGAUGCAGGAUUUAUUUGGACAGAACCUCACAGUCGACGUAUCAAGGUCAAGUUGACGAUUCAAAAGGAAGUCUUCGCCAAUACCAUCUUGCAACAGAUUUUUGAAGUAGAAUAUGUAGUCUCUGGUCAACAAUGUGAUGAAUGUACUCGGCUUGCUGCUCAAAAUACUUGGAAGGCUGUCGUACAAGUACGUCAAAAGGUGGAACACAAACGUACCUUUUUGUAUCUAGAACAAUUGAUUCUUAAACACAAUGCUCAUAAGGAUACUACCAAUAUCAAGGAAACAAAGGAUGGUAUUGAUUUCUAUUAUGGUCAACGUGCUCAUGCUAUCAAGAUGGUGGAAUUCUUAGCUGCUGUGGUGCCCUUGAAGUAUAAGACUAGUGAACAAUUGAUCUCUACUGAUAUUCAUACAAGUACAAGCAAUUACAAAUUUACAUACUCUGUUGAAAUUGUACCUAUUUGUCGUGAUGAUUUAGUUGUAUUACCGAAAAAGUUAGCUAACAGUAUGGGUGGAGGCAAUCAAUUACUCUUAUGUUCUCGCAUUAGUAAUGCUGUUCAUUUGAUCGAUAACAAUACACUCAACACAUGCGAAGUACCUCACAACAUCUAUUGGCGAUCACCAUUUUUACCUUUGGCAAGUUCUAAGGCUUUGAUUGAAUAUUAUGUAUUGGAUGUGGAACCUUUGGGACCAGUGCGUGGCAAGAAUGUGUUGGCAGAUAUCCAUGUAGCGCGUGCAUCUGAUUUUGGACGAAAUGAUGAUGAAUAUAUUGCUCGAUCUCAUUUGGGUGCCAUCUUGAAUCCUGGUGACACAGUGUUAGGGUAUGAUUUAUCUCGUUCCAAUUUCAACAAUGAAGAAUUUGACAAAUUGGAUCGUUCAUCAUUACCGGAUGUGGUGCUCGUUCGUAAAUCCUAUCCUAUUCGCCGCAAGAAAAACAAACAACGUCAAUGGAAAAUCAAACAAUUGGGCAAGGAAGUGGAUGAAAUGUUACCUCGCAAACAAGAUCAAGCUCGAAUUGAACAUGAUAUGGAAAUGUUUAUGCGUGAUAUUGAAGAAGAUCCUGAAUUCCGAGCUACUGUCAAUAUUUUCAAAUCUCAAGCCAAUAACAAUAUUCAAAACAAUGAUAUGAUGACUGAUGGUGAAGAAGAAGAAGAAGACUUCCCUGAUAUCUCUUUGGAAGAAAUGUUGGAUGAAAUGCAAAUCAAUAUGGAUGAUCCUGAUCAUAUUGGUGAUGAUGAUGAUGAAAUGAUGAUGUAGUCCAUUAUAUAUAUCUUUAUUUUUCAUUUUAUUUUUAUUCAUUUAGUCAUGUAUCAUAUUUAUUAUUUAUCAUCAUUCUCUUCUUUUUUUUUUUUUU